Populus trichocarpa (black cottonwood) is the source of this 1646-nucleotide messenger RNA. RefSeq names its product phosphatidylglycerophosphate phosphatase PTPMT2. The record is from RefSeq and is a predicted model, not a curated record. NCBI's taxonomy places the organism in Eukaryota, Viridiplantae, Streptophyta, Magnoliopsida, Malpighiales, Salicaceae. Bases 290 to 1249 code for a protein of 319 amino acids. Gene Ontology annotation, molecular function: phosphatidylinositol-4,5-bisphosphate 5-phosphatase activity; protein tyrosine/serine/threonine phosphatase activity. The transcript is spliced from 6 exons. Gene Ontology annotation, biological process: protein dephosphorylation.
CUUGUAGAAAACGGGGAGAGAGAGAGAGAGAGAGGAAGAGACAAAAAUAAACAAGGCAAGGGCAGCGUACCUUUCGCUUUCCAUGUUUGCUGAGAAAAAAGGCAAUCCAAUCACAUACCCAAAAAACAAAAAUAAAAAAAAAUUAGAAAUUUCUUCAAGGAGAUCCUCUCCUUCCUCCUCAAAUCAACCAUGAAAUCAACCAUUCGAUUCUCAAUCUCUUCUUCUUGUAAUCCGUAGGAGGUUAUUUCUACUUGUUUCUUUUCUUUUUUCCUUUUAGGGUUUUGUGAAGAUGUAUAUCGAAGAAAUAAAUGGAGGAGAUCAAGAUGACAAUUCAUGCAGAAAAGUUGUCGUUUUGGACGCGAAGAGAGUCUUGGUAGGUGCUGGAGCUCGUGCUCUCUUUUACCCUACACUGUUGUACAAUGUUUUGAGAAAUAAGAUUCAGUCCGAGUUUCGUUGGUGGGAUAGAGUCGAUCAGUUUAUAUUGUUAGGAGCGGUUCCAUUUCCGACAGAUGUUCCACGAUUGCAGGCAUUAGGUGUGUCUGGAGUGGUUACAUUGAAUGAAUCAUACGAGACUUUGGUUCCUACAUCACUAUAUCAUGCUCAUGAUAUUGAUCAUUUGGUCAUUCCGACAAGAGACUAUCUGUUUGCUCCUUUGUUUAGUGAUAUAUGCCAAGCUGUGGAUUUCAUACAUGAAAAUGCCUCUCUUGGGAAGACAACAUAUGUUCAUUGCAAGGCUGGUAGGGGGCGCAGUACAACCAUUGUUCUCUGUUACCUAGUGGAACACAGGCACAUGACGCCCAAAUCUGCGUACGAGCAUGUGAGAUCUAUUAGGCCUAGGGUACUUUUGGCCUCUUCUCAAUGGCAGGCUGUUCAAGACUACUAUCUUCUCAAGGUAAAAAAAAUUACUAUCCCUGGCUGUAUGAUAAUUCAAAAAGCAUUAGAUCUUCCAACCAAAGAGGAUGGAAAACAGGACACCGCAGCUUUUGAUGAUGGAUCUGCUGUGCUGGUAACAGAAUCUGACCUUGAUGGAUAUGAUGCUACUUGUGCCUUGGGUGUUGUGGGUAAUGACAUGUUGAGAGAGCCAAGCCUGGCUUGCAAGGUUCAGUUUGCUAGUCAGGCUGCUAUCUCCAGACUUUCAUGCUUGUGGCUUGGGUACCAACCCGACCAGAAAUCCUCAACAAAGAAACUCAGAAGCUCCAUCAGGGCUAGUCAGUUGAGUAGCAUUACUGUGGACAUUCGGGUGUGUUGAGAUAUCAAUACCUACCAAGAGUUAAUUUAAGAGUUUCGGCGGGAGUGUUAAUUUAAGAGUUUCAGCGGGAGUGUAAUUUAGGAGUUUCAUUUUUUGUAUCUUUUUAUCCUAGAACACAACACAAGUGAAUAAAUGACAGACACAGUUUCCUCCUUUGUUUUCCUCCCUGUUUUGAUUUUUCCUAGUUUGAGAGUCUUGUGCAAAGCGGAGGACACGAAGAAGAGUACAGCAUCCCUUUGUUGUUCUGCCUGAUACAUCUACUACUGCAAGAUGGGCUAUUUCUUUCUUUCCAGGCACAAAGAAAUGGCUGGUGAUAGUGGUCACAGGUACCGUUUCUUGUAUCGAGUCUGAAUGCUUGUAAACGUACAUGAUCAAACAUGCUUUUUCUUCGAGCAAA